This is a messenger RNA of Neltuma alba, 3277 nucleotides long. Its product is annotated as kinesin-like protein KIN-UA. Gene Ontology annotation, cellular component: spindle microtubule; mitotic spindle. Gene Ontology annotation, biological process: mitotic spindle assembly; microtubule-based movement; spindle elongation. The coding region runs from base 211 to 2925 and encodes 904 amino acids. The transcript is spliced from 19 exons. Gene Ontology annotation, molecular function: microtubule binding; plus-end-directed microtubule motor activity; ATP binding. NCBI's taxonomy places the organism in Eukaryota, Viridiplantae, Streptophyta, Magnoliopsida, Fabales, Fabaceae. The record is from RefSeq and is a predicted model, not a curated record.
AGUCAAAUUACACGCUCAUUUUUCUCUCUCUGGAAGUUACGAAGCGUAACCCGAACUCUAAUUUUUCUGCGUCACGAUUCACGAAUUUUUAGCGUCGCUCCGGUUUCUACUGUUUAUGCAUUUCCACUUUCAUCACUAUCAUUCUUCCACUUUUAAUCAAUUUUUUAAACGUUAUAGCAAAACCCUGUUGGAAUUUCGUUGCUUGCGACAAUGGCCACCUCUGGUGGUAGCAAUGUUGUUAGAAAUGGCACACAUAAUUACAGAAGCUCGCUCAAGCCGGACAGGCCUCUCUCUGCAAACUCGAACCCCAAGAAUCAUGUCAAGUCAAAGCCAUUGUCUUCGACCGGUCAACGCCGGAAUAGCACCGGCACCAUCGGCGGUUCUUCCGCAGCUUCCAAGGACGACGCUGGAGUUCCUGGAAGAGUGAGAGUGGCGGUUAGAUUGAGACCCAGAAAUGCAGAGGAAAUGGUGGCUGAUGCUGAUUAUGCUGACUGUGUGGAACUCCAGCCAGAGCUCAAAAGGUUAAAACUUCGGAAGCACAAUUGGGAUUCUGAAACUUAUGAAUUUGAUGAGGUACUCACUGAAUUUGCUUCACAAAAGCGAGUUUAUGAAGUUGUGGCCAGGCCUGUUGUGGAGAGUGUAUUGGAUGGUUACAAUGGGACAAUCAUGGCAUAUGGACAGACUGGUACUGGUAAAACUUAUACUCUUGGACGACUUGGGGAGGAAGACACUGCUGCACGUGGAAUAAUGGUGCGUGCCAUGGAGGAUAUUUUAGCUGUUGUCUCUUUGGAAACUGAUUCAGUCUCAGUGUCCUAUCUACAGCUUUAUAUGGAGACUAUUCAAGAUCUUCUAGACCCUGCUAAUGAUAACAUAUCCAUUGUGGAAGACCCCAAAACAGGAGAUGUUUCACUACCAGGGGCUAAGCUAGUUGAAAUUAGGGACCAGCAGAGUUUUGUAGAACUGCUAAGAUUAGGGGAGGCCCACCGCUUUGCUGCAAAUACAAAAUUGAAUACAGAAUCAUCACGAAGUCAUGCUAUUCUUAUGGUGCACGUAAAGAGAUCUGUGAAGGGAAGGGAUUCAGGUCUUUCAAAUGAAAAUGGCAAUCACUCACACAUGAUUAAAUCAUUAAAACCACCUGUUGUUCAGAAAGGCAAGUUGGUGGUAGUGGAUCUUGCUGGCUCAGAGCGCAUUGAUAAGUCAGGAAGUGAAGGACAUACACUUGAGGAAGCUAAAUCUAUCAAUCUGUCCUUAAGUGCAUUGGGCAAGUGUAUCAAUGCUCUUGCUGAGAACAGUGCCCAUGUGCCAUUCCGUGACUCAAAGCUUACUAGAUUAUUACGUGAUUCAUUUGGAGGUACAGCGAGAACUUCACUGGUCAUUACCAUUGGUCCAUCUCCACGUCAUAGGGGAGAGACUGCCAGUACUAUAAUGUUUGGUCAGAGGGCUAUGAAGGUGGAAAACAUGGUAAAAUUAAAGGAGGAAUUUGAUUACAAAAGCUUAUCUAGAACGCUAGAUAUACAGUUAGACAGACUCAGUAUGGAGCAUGAGAGGCAGCAGAAGGCAUUUGAAGAUGAGAUUGAGAGGUUAAGCAGAGAAGCAAAACGUCAGAUAUCUGAGGCUGAAAAACAGUAUGGUGAUGCAUUGGAGAAGGAAAGAUUGAAAUAUCAGAAAGACUAUUUGGAAUCAGUUAAGAAGCUUGAAGAGCAGAUGGUGAUGAUGCAACGGAAGAAUGAGAACUCUCAUCCAACAUCAAAUGGAGAGCUGUCUGCUGAGGAGGCAGCUGAUCUGAAAAUAAUGCUUCAGAAAGAGACUCUUUCAAGAAAAGCUGCUGAAGAGGAAGUUAAUAGUCUCAAAAUUCAAUUCACUGAACUGAAAAAGUCAGAGGCAUCAGGAAAGUUGGAAAUUUUAAAACUUCAUAAGAAGUUGGAAGAUGAAGCACGUGAGAAAGAGAAACUUCAAGGAGAAAUAGCAAUACUGCAAAGUCAAUUAUUGCAGUUGAGCAUUGAGGCUGAUGAGUCACGACGACAACUUGGCAGACCUGGAUCUGCAAAAGAUGCUAGUGGUCCUGAUUCUCUUACUUCCCAAGUUAAACAGCAACAACCUUCUGGUAAUGGUGAAAAGGCCUCGAUAGCUAAGCUCUUUGAACAAGUGGGAUUGCAGAGGAUUUUGUCAUUACUUGAAGCUGAAGAUGCUGAUGUGCGAAUCCAUGCUGUAAAAGUCGUAGCAAAUCUUGCAGCUGAAGAAACAAAUCAGGAGAAGAUUGUAGAAGCAGGUGGUCUCAAGUCCUUGCUUAUGCUACUUAAGAGCUCCCAAGAUGAGAUCAUACAUAGAGUUGCCGCAGGUGCUAUUGCGAAUUUAGCAAUGAAUGAAACCAACCAGGAACUCAUUAUGGCACAAGGGGGCAUUAGUUUGUUGUCAAUGGCUGCAUCUAAUGCUGAAGAUCCUCAGACCCUACGAAUGGUUGCUGGAGCUAUUGCUAAUCUUUGUGGCAAUGAUAAGUUACAAACAAAGCUGAGGGGCGAAGGUGGUAUCAAGGCUCUGCUCGGAAUGAUUAGAUGCAGGCAUCCUGAUGUCCAUGCACAGAUUGCUCGUGGGAUAGCAAACUUUGCGAAAUGUGAGUCUAGAGCUUCUACUCAAGGAAUAAAGACCGGGAGGUCUUUCCUUAUUGAGGAUGGUGCUCUUCCAUGGAUUGUACAGAGUGCCAAUAAUGAAGCCUCAUCGAUUAGGCGACAUAUAGAGCUUGCACUGUGUCACCUAGCACAACAUGAAGUGAACGCAAAGGAAAUGAUUACCGGAGGUGCUCUGUGGGAGCUAGUUCGUAUAUCGAGAGAUUGUUCAAGAGAAGACAUAAGGACACUUGCGCAUCGAACCUUAGUUGGCAGCCCGACUUUCCAAGCUGAAAUGAGGCGUUUGAAGAUAGUUUUGUAGACCAAAUUAAAGCGGGCUUUAAAAUGCAGAAGAUAUUACAAGUAACACAAGAAAGGAGGCAUUCUUCAGUGUUCUAGCUGAAAUUUUGGCAGCAUAGAGUAGAGUUGGGUAUGUAGCUGGCUGGUCAUCAAUGGGUGGCCAUAAUAUUAAUUGAUUUUAAUUCAUGUGGGUUCUCUCAAGUUUGCCUGAUCCUGUCUAGCUUGUAUGUAAAAUCAAUUGAUUUGUAUAUGAAUUUUUAGUUGGAAGGCUAGAGAUAAUUUUGUAUAUCUUCCCGGAUUGUAUGUAUGCUCGUUGCCCUUCACGACGGCAAGCAUUGAUUUGUUGAUUAAUGAUGCUUUGUAUUGUGUGGCCC